AUGGUCCAAGUACCUCCUCUCUUUCUUCUUAGUUUCUUGUCCCUUUCAGCAUUUGCCCGGGCGGGACAUGGGCGUGGAAAGCUGCUUCCGUCCAAGACAACAACUACUUUCCAUACUCCCUUGUACUUCUUUGAGUAUGGUGCCCGAAGAGCUACGAUCAAAUAUGCACCAGUUUCAGUACCGCCAAUGAACGAGAACGGUGGCAUGGCUCAAUAUUUUCAUGACUCGACCACGCUGCCAUGUCGAGACUGUGUUCUCACUUGGCUGCAAAUGGGAAUUGAGUAUGCUGACGGAAGAAAGGCUGAUGCCGACACAGGCAUGUGGCUUCACCAUGGAGUAAUGGUGAACAGAGAUCGGGCGGAUGCAGUUUGCUGGGACGGGUCGACAGUUAAUGCUGGUUAUUACGUCGGCCGUUCAGAUAAAAUCGCGCUCUCCGUCGACUUGAUGAACUUGCUUCAAUCCGAACCACAGACUGAUAUUGUUUUCACGAUAACUUACGAAUACAUUGAAGGCCGCCAGACUCAAGACUUCUAUGCAGUCACGCCUUACUGGCUGGAUGUCGGAGGAUGCAGAACCUCAGACGUACCUGCUUAUCGGGAUUCAACAUUCAACUAUUCCAGUCCAAUCCUGAAAGGGGUCCCCCAAGGAAUGAUUACCUUUGUCGGAGGCCAUUUGCAUGACGGCGGCACGCAUAUCGAUCUCACCAAAAACGGAAGGGUCGUUUGCAGGCUCAAUGCUUUCUACGAUCGGUAUCGGUACCAGGACGACGGGAAGCUGAUGGAACAUGUCUCCACCAUUGAGACUUGCGAGACGCCUGCAGAGACGGUUACGAAAGAUGAAUGGUCUAUUGUUGCGUGUUACAACACCUCCUUGCAUGAGCCAAUGGGUAUGGUGGAUGGUUCCCUUGAGCCCGUCAUGGGCAUCAUGCUCGUAUAUGUUGCUCAAGGACUAGAGCGACAUGGCAUGUCGAGAACCAUGUCUUUGAGUGUUAUUCUCGGAAUCGGCUGCUUGGCCGCAGUGGCGUUGCUGGCUGCUGUCUCGUGCUGGCUUGAAGGACGCUGUGGACACAGGAACAGGCGCUUAUCAUUCGCGGAUGUGAUAUGGACCAGAGGCCGAGACUUGGAACAAGAAGCAGUGGUUCCGUUAAUGAAAACUUGA
This is a messenger RNA of Cladophialophora bantiana CBS 173.52, 1158 nucleotides long. RefSeq lists its product as uncharacterized. Bases 1 to 1158 code for a protein of 385 amino acids. The transcript has 3 exons. The record is from RefSeq and is a predicted model, not a curated record. Lineage: Eukaryota; Fungi; Ascomycota; Eurotiomycetes; Chaetothyriales; Herpotrichiellaceae.